GGAGCACAAAUCCUGUCCUCCUGCAGUGGAUUUUGGAACCUCACUCUCAGGUUCACUCUGCGCCUGGACGCGUCCCCCCUCCAGACUCACAGAGCCUCAUUACGCUUAGCCGCGCGCUCGCCCCACGAGCUCCCCUCCAAGAUGAGGUACCUGGCGCUUCUCGUCAGCCUCCUGCUGGUCCCCGCAUCCGACUGCUUCGAGUUUGUGAUCGACGGAGAGCUGGAGAGCGACCUUCCCUCGUAUGCAGCAGACACAUCCAUUCAUCGAUAUUUGAAAUUUAGGAGGAGCGUAGUGGCCAAUGGUGAAGAAGAGGAAGAAGACGAUUCUGAGGCCGCUGUGGGAGAUGGUGUGACCGUGCACAGCUACAAAGUGGAGAGCCGCAUCACGUCACGCUUUGGCCACUCCACGGUCAAGAGCUCCGUGUCCAACUCGGCACAACAGGCCCAGAGCAUCGCCUUCAAUGUGCAGAUCCCCAAGCGGGCCUUCAUCACCAACUUUACCAUGAAUGUGAAUGGGGUAACAUUUGUUGGAUCCGUGAAGGAGAAGGGCGUGGCCAGGAGCCUCUAUGCCCAGGCCAGAGCCAGAGGCAAAGCUGCGGGGAUAGUGAGAUCCAACGCCUUGGACAUGGAGACGUUCAAGACAGAGGUGCAUGUGCCAGCAAGCAGCAGGAUUGAGUUUGAGCUGCACUACCAGGAGAUGAUGCAGAGGAAGCUGGGAUCAUACGAGCACUACCUGCACCUGCAGCCCGGGAGACUGGUGCCCCAACUGCAGGUGGAUGUUUAUAUUUAUGAGCCGAAGGGCAUUGCCUUUGUUGAAGCUCCAAGCACGCUCGGAGAGCAGUUUAAAGAACUGAUCAAAAUAACCAAAACCAAAGACAAGGCCCAUGUGGUCUUCAAGCCGACACUGCAGCAGCAGAAGAAGUGCUGGAACUGCACCGCCAGUGGAGUGGAGGGAGUGUUCACCGUCAAAUACGACGUGCUGAGGGACAGCAACGCGGGGGAGCUGCAGGUGUCAGAUGGACAUUUCGUGCAGUUUUUCGCCCCCUCCAACCUCGCCCCUCUUCCCAAGAACAUCGUGUUCGUCAUCGACGUGAGCGGCUCCAUGUGGGGACUGAAAAUGAAGCAGACAGUUGAGGCUAUGAAGACCAUCCUGGAUGACCUCACCAUAGACGAUUACUUCAGCGUCAUAGAUUUCAACCACAACGUGCGCUGCUGGAGCGAGGACCUUGUGCCCGCCAGCACCAUCCAGGUGGGAGAGGCCAAGAAGUACAUCCAGAGCAUCAAACCCAACGGAGGUACCAACAUCAAUGAGGCUCUGCUGAGAGCCAUCCACAUGCUGACCAAAGCGUCCAACCACGGCCUCAUCGACCCCCGCUCUGUCUCCAUGAUCAUCCUGGUAUCGGAUGGGGACCCCACAGUGGGUGAGAUCAAGCUCAGCGCCAUCCAGAAGAACGUGAAGCGUUACAUGCGUGAGGAGUUCUCGCUCUUCUCCCUGGGGAUUGGCUUCGACGUCGACUACGACUUCCUGGAGCGUAUGGCAUUGGAGAACCGUGGCAUCGCACAGAGGGUGUACGCCAGCCAGGAUGCCGCCGAGCAGCUGCAGAACUUCUACAGCCAGGUGUCCUCCCCACUCCUGAGGAAGAUCACCAUCCAGUUCCCUGAAGAUUCCGUGACCGACGUCACUCAGAACCACUUCGACAAGUACUUCAGUGGCUCCGAGCUGGUGGUGGCUGGGAAGGUUCAGCAGACUGGCACCAACACCCUGCACAGCUUCACAACCGCCUCCUCUACAAAGAUGGACCUGUCUCUCCAGACGGAGGCGGACUGCCAGAAGCUGGACUCACUCCUUAGUCACCACUCUCACUCCUUCGCCGGCUUCGGCAGGCAGAUGUGGGCCUACAUCACCAUCAACCAGCUGCUGGCUGAACGGUCUCUGGCCCCCACUGCUGUCAAGAAGAGGGAAAUCACACAGAAGAUUCUGAAGCUGGCUUUGGAGCACCAGUUUGUGACACCGCUGACCGCAUUGCUGGUGGAGAGUGAAGGGGGGCAGGAGAGGCUGCUGGCCGAUUCCCCUAAGGACCCCAAACAGGGCUGCUGCUCAGGCAUUACUUCUUUGGGCAAGAAGACGCCAGUCCACAUGGUUCACAGUGUUCCUCCCUGGGCCCCGAUAACCACUCCAGCACCCCCGAGCGAGGUGGAGCGCCCUCUACCUGACCACAUCACCAUAGUUGAUAAUGACCCCCACUUCAUCAUUCACUUGCCCAAGAGGAAUAUGGACAUCUGCUUCAACAUCGACUCCGAACCCGGACACAUUCUCAACCUUGUGUCUGAUCCUGGAUCAGGUGUUGUGGUGAACGGUCAGCUCAUAGCCGGGAAGCACAUGGAGGACAGGAAGCUCAACACUUACUUUGGCACCAUCAGCGUGUCUUACAAGCCACAGGGGAUCAGAGUGGACGUCAGCACUGACCACAUCACCCUGACAGACGGGAAGGGCGACCACUCCCUCACCUGGGCAGCCACGGCCGAGGCCAUUCUCGACGGAGUGAAGGUCUCCAUCACGAAGGACAGUCACGUGACCGUGACGGUGGAUGAGAAGAUAACCGUCACCGUCCUGCUCCACCGUGUGUGGAAGAAGAACCCAGUCAAUGUGGACUUCUUGGGCAUCUACAUCCCCAGCGACAACGCAUACUCUGCCUUCGUCCACGGCCUCAUUGGCCAGUUUUCAGUCGAGCCUGAGGUGAAAGUAUACGACUUUCACGAUGGUGCUGAUCCCUUGAAGAUGGAAGCCACCAUGGAGGUGAACGGGAACAAACUGGCUGUGACCAGGGGGUGGCAGAAAGACUACAGGAGAGACAGGAAGCGAGGCUCUGACAUCUACUGCUGGUUCAUUCACAACAGCGGAAAGGGCUUCAUCGAGGGCCAUUACAAGAACUACAUUGUUCCUCAGCUGGACAGCUUCCUCCAGCAACUCUGAGAGGCAUACAGCUUAAACUGGGCCAAAAUUAAGCACAGUGAAAAAGAAAAGGUGUUUGGGCAUCU
Molecule: messenger RNA, 3038 nt
Organism: Megalops cyprinoides (Indo-Pacific tarpon)
Lineage: Eukaryota; Metazoa; Chordata; Actinopteri; Elopiformes; Megalopidae
Gene: itih2
Product: inter-alpha-trypsin inhibitor heavy chain 2
Exons: 21
Coding region: 142-2973 (943 amino acids)
Biological process (GO): hyaluronan metabolic process
Molecular function (GO): serine-type endopeptidase inhibitor activity
Source: RefSeq, a predicted model, not a curated record